GGUAGGACAACAGGGAGGGAGGUGGAUGGGUUUGGUGAGGGAGAGCUAGGGAAAGCAGUUCCACGAACAGAAGGAGGGACAUGGCCUGGUGACUAAACUCUCAGAAGGGGUGGAGAAAGGGAAGGGAGGGACAAGAUGAGAGGGGGGGUGGGGAAAAAAACCUGCAUGUCAAGUCUGAGGAAAUGCUGUGAGAACUGCAGCCAGACCUAAUUUUUUUUUUCUUCUCCCCUCGUGUAACUGAGAGGAAGGAAAGGAAGAAGGAGAAGUAACUUGCUCAAAUGUGCCUCGUGCGGGGGCUGGGGCUUGGGGAGUUGGUGUGGAGGAUCUAAUUUCUACUCCAGUGGCAGCCGGAGGAGCAGCAAAGGGAGGCAGAGACCCACACCCAGACAUGCCCAUCUCAGCAGGCUGGUGGCUUGUUCUCCUCAGCCUUUUCACCACUGACAAACAGUUAUCACUACAGAUUGCUCUACCAUGUGAAAGUGAACAAUAUUAUGAGUAUGCUGGAAGAUGCUGCAGAAAGUGUGAGCCAGGAAAGUAUAUGUCUGCUAAAUGCACUGCCACUUCUGAGACAGCAUGCCAGCCUUGUGGUCCAAAUGAGUAUAUGGACACCUGGAAUGAGGAGGACAAAUGUUUACUUCAUAAAAUAUGUGAUAAAGGGAAAGGUUUAGAAGAAGUGAAUCCAGGCAACAGGACAUUCCAACGGCAAUGUGCAUGCCGUGCAGGAUACCACUGGGAUGAUGCGUGGGAUGGCUGCAAACGAAAUACAAUAUGCGCUGCAGGGUUUGGAGUUGAGCAUCCUGUCCAGCAAGACAAGGAUACCGUAUGUAAGCCAUGCCUCCCAGGGUACUACUCAGCUGUCUCUUCACCCACCGAGGGGUGUAAGUCCUGGACCAACUGCACGGCUCUGGGCAUUGCAGUCCAAGUUCCAGGGACCACGUAUUCAGAUGCAGUGUGUGAGGAGUUGAAGAGGUCCAACCAGCCAGAAGACACAAACAAGAUCUUUUAUGUAUUGAUUGUUGUACCAGUUCUUGUGGCAUUAAUUGGCAUCAUUAUCCUUAUUGUCUACUACAAAAAUAAAGGGAAGGCACUGACAGCAGAUCUACAGCACUGGGCAAAUCAACUAUGCAGGCAAAUAAAAGGGAAAAAGGAAUCCCCCAAAGAUCCCUGCCUAAACCCAAACGUGGCAAAUGCUACUAGGCCUCAGCGUUCGGAAGGAAUGUAUUUGCUAGCCCAUGCUGACAGUUCUUGUUCCGAAGACGCAUGUUGCCCAAAUGGGCAUGCUCUGUGUAGAAAUGGUAGCCCAGACGCAGUCCACUAUGAAUCUGGAGAGAACACAACCUUGUCUUUAGUAACUGAGUUGAAAGAUGACCGUUUCAGGCAGGGUCCCAUGGAGGAUGAAUAUGUAGAUAGAGCUCCCCAUGCCACUGGUUAUUUCCCUUUGAGCCAGUCUGACAGCAAAUCACUAUCACCAUUUUCAGGGCCGCUGGAGGUGGGGGAGAACGAUAGCUUGAGUCAGUGCUUCACAGGAACUGAAAGCAUGGUGGACUUGGCAGGUUGUUAUAGCUCUGAUGCUUCAUAUGGAGCAGACUGCAUCCAUGCAUCCUCAGACAAAAGUCUGCAGCAGUCUUGCAACUGUACGUACACUCAUGUGAAGGAAACAGAAAGCAAGGAUACAAAUCACUUCUGGAUGAACCCUGACUCUGGGUACAGCUGCAAAAGGUGUGGUGUUUCAUGUAGAGAAUCUCCCAGAAAGGGGAGGCAACCCCACUGUCCAGCAGUAGACAGCACCAUGGCCUCUCCAGAAAAUGGACCUUACCCACAAUGUGCAUGUGGCCUGGACUUUCUCUCUGCUGGUCAGAGUACUUUAGCAAGUGAUCAAAGCAUUGAAGGUGAUUCCUCAGACAGUCCUGACACAAAGCACCAGAAGACAAACAGAAGUACUUCGGGAGCUAAUUGUAACACCUCAGACCUCCCUCCUGCAUCAGGAAAUGUGACUGGAAACAGUAACUCUACAUUUAUCUCAAGUGGACAAGUAAUGAAUUUUAAAGGUGAUAUAAUUGUUGUCUAUCUUAGUCAAAACUCCCAGGAGGGACCAACCACCACUGGAGCAGCUAAUGAGAAUGUGGGGAGCCCAGUUCAAGAGGAAAACCUGAACCGUUGCGAGACUUUUGCUGGCAACACUCAGCAUUACAAAGAAAAGUAUGCUGAAAUCAAUCUAACUUGCCCUGUGGAAAAUGGAGAACUAAACAGCACUGGGGAAUAUCAUAGGUGUCCAGGGCCUGUGGCUCAAGAAGAGAGCCAAGACUGCCAAGGCAGGAACUGCUGCCCCAAGGGAGCCUCUCAGCCAGUGCAAGAGGAGGGACAACCAGGGCAGUGCUCAGAGAAAGCACUACUCUGACAUGAAUCAAUGCCUCGCUAAUGUUUGGCGAGAACACCAUUCCUCCAGGGACACUGAAGAGCAGCCCACAAGCACCAGGGACAGCUGUGCAGCUGUGCUGUCAGCUGAUAGUCCAGGUGACUGAGGCACACUCAUCAGCUCUGGGUCCUGCGCUAUUCCUGGCACCGCUUGGAAACUUUAUACAGUGGAAAGGACAGGCCUCAUGGCACGUGCCUGUGAUGCUGGCGCUGUGGAAAGUACGCAUGGAGACAGACUCUCAAGUGUGUAAAGCUGCCUGUGGUGCUGUUGCUGCAGGAACGUCUUUGCAAUUGUACUGUCUGUUCUAGACUCUCAGUCCUUUUCUUUGCAGAGACGAUGACGGGUGGCAGGGUGAUUGGGUCAAUGGUAACUGUACUCGGAGGGGGGCCGGCAGCCUGCCCUAGUGUGCAGGCAAGCAAGACCUCAGGCCCGGUGUGUGCUUCUGCAGUGUGAACAGGGAUGACUAAUAUUCUGAGAGCAGCCUGUCAACACUGACCUAUAUCUUUUUAUCCCUGACUGGCAUCCAAACAGGGAAAGAUCAAGCCAAACUGUUUUGCAGGGCCUUGUUCUUCCCCUGUGCCUCUUUAGGGGCUGGCCAUGAUGGCAGCCCCAUGCAUUCAGGAUUAGUUGGCACCUACCCCACUCUACUAAAGACAGCCAUGGCCUCAGCCUUUCCUAGGAAAAUCAGUGCUCCGGGUCUUGAGGCUAUGUUGCCUGUCAGCGCUGGAGCUCUGCCAAGCAGGGUGUUGGCUUUUAGGUAUUCUGCUCUGACUGAAGUGCAAAGGUAUGAUCUUUGCAACAGGCAACCAGAAGGGGUGUGCCUUAGAGCAUAUCUGAUGCCUUUUACGUGAAGAGCAGCACAGCUCUUGGCUUCUACACACUGCUGCAUCACUGCUAUAACUCCACGUGAAUCAGGACCUUGGGAGUGGGGGUUCUUGGUGGCCUGUUCCUUGAGAUCCCAGAAGUCCAGGGCACAGCUCCAGCUGUGAGGUAGAUGCAUUUCCUGCAGGUGCAUGGAGCAGGCAGCACAUGAGGCCAGCACAUGUUUUACUUCCUUGAGUCCUAGGAGUGGCCCUUCUUCAGGAAGGUUUUCUUUUAAUUAAGCAGAGGUGUAGCCGGGGUGGGGGACUACCACUGUAGUAUACCAGUACAGACUAGGGGAAGAGGUGGGGAAGGGCAGAUGGACAUGGGUGAGGGGGGAAGGGAAGGCUUUCCUUCCCAGGGUACAGCAGCAUCAGCUCUUUAGCUGUAGCAGCCCUGUGGCCUGGCUCCCUGUGAGCCAGUGCCCUGUUUGCUCCUUCCCUAUACAUACAUACUGGGCAUGAGGCUGCAAUGCUCCCCCAGGGCGUGGGAGCAGGGAGGGAGCACCAUCCUACUCACUCCACUUGUUCCUGAUGCACACUUGGUGCGGCACUACCCUACGGGGUUCCUGCAGCCGGGCAGAGACAGUUCAGGAUUGCCAUGGCAGACUUCAAGCAGGGGUGAUCCUUGUGCCCCCUCAUAGUUGGUACCCGGGGCAGGUGCUCCACUUGCUCCCCCACCAGUUAUGCUACUGUAAUUAAGACAAGGUGCAGCCAGUUGCUCUUCCAGUGACCAAAAUGAAUCUGUUCUGUGUAUGUGAGGACCUUUCUCAGGCCUGUGCCUGCCCAAGCAGGCCUGCCAUUUUCCACGGACACUUGUGUUAAUGAAGUCAGGGCAGUUAAGCUGCACAGAUGUGUCCCUGCAGCUGGCCCCAUCUGAGCUCCAAUCCAAGUUUCAACUCCAGACCUCUACUAAAAGGUUGAGCCUUUGCUGCUUGAGUUAAAAAGCCCUGGAUUCAAAGGCUCCUGAAGACAAUGGAGAGACGCCAAGUUAUGCCAGUGGGUUUUGGAUCAGACCCCAAGACCCUGAGCAUCAUUAACCUCUCUGGGCACAGACAAAUGUACAUUUGAAGCAGUUUCAAAAGGGGAGAGAGCUGCUGCUUAGUAGCUUGCAGCAGCUGUUACUUCUAGCAGUUACAUGUGCACAAGCUGAGAGCAAUACAAAUGUAGCAAAAGAGCUCCAGCUUUAAUUCUACUCCAUCCAAGUGCAUGUUUGUCUAGGCCCUACGUGAGCUAGCCACUAGAGUACUGCUUCUCAACCAGGGUGCUAUGAGGUCCUUUUAAGGGUGCUGUGGGAAGCCACUCAAUAUUGGCACUUUCAGGUGUGCAAACACCUACACACAAGUCACAAGACAAACCCAAAGAUUUCAAAUAGGAAUCCAGAGUGCCAAAAGCUUUCUGUCCUUUUGUGGUCUUUCUGAGUUUGCACAUUUUUUCAGCUCUCUUCUCCUUAAGGGAGACUUCCAGGGCACAGAGGCUGGACUGGUUGAUAUUUUUGUUGAGGAGAAGCAGAGCAGAGCUCCUUCUCCAUGCAACACUUGAUAAAAUAGCUGCUUUACAGCCUAGUAAGGCCUAUGGAUAGAUGGGAUGAAAUCAUGGCACCAUCAGAAUCACUGGGAGUCCAUGUCCCACUGAGUUCGGUGAGGCUACAAUUUUAUCCAUAGAAUCCUGGGAUCCUUGUGGAACAAAGCUUGGAAAGGGAUCUAAAAAUGAAGACAAAAAAGGAGCAUGUCAACACAGGCAUGAUGAUGAUGCCAGUGUUGGAAAUGUAACCAUACUUUUCCUUGUCCCUGGCUGACCCCAAAGGGAAAUUGUCAAUCCAUGGGCAUUGCCCUGCUGUGCUGUGUAGGUCCCAUACCUGGCUGCUCAGUCUCACUGGCCCAGAAGAAAUGUCUGCAUCUUUUUGAUUCAAUUUGUAAGCUCUCCGGGGCAAGGACUGUCUUUUAAUGUGUUUGUACCAUGAGGCUUAACAGAAUAAGCCUCCAUCUUGGUGCUCGGGCUGCUAUCGUAAUACCAAUAACUAAUGAUAAUAAACUCCUAAAGCUUUCUUUGA
Gavialis gangeticus (Gharial) is the source of this 5329-nucleotide messenger RNA. It is a transcript of the gene TNFRSF11A, whose product is annotated as TNF receptor superfamily member 11a. Gene Ontology annotation, biological process: positive regulation of bone resorption; multinuclear osteoclast differentiation; ossification. The transcript has 10 exons. NCBI's taxonomy places the organism in Eukaryota, Metazoa, Chordata, Crocodylia, Gavialidae. Gene Ontology annotation, molecular function: tumor necrosis factor receptor activity; cytokine binding. Bases 389 to 2398 code for a protein of 669 amino acids. The record is from RefSeq and is a predicted model, not a curated record. Gene Ontology annotation, cellular component: external side of plasma membrane.